Ornithorhynchus anatinus (platypus) is the source of this 1944-nucleotide messenger RNA. RefSeq names its product sirtuin 5 (gene SIRT5). Lineage: Eukaryota; Metazoa; Chordata; Mammalia; Monotremata; Ornithorhynchidae. The transcript is spliced from 9 exons. The coding region runs from base 118 to 1050 and encodes 310 amino acids. Gene Ontology annotation, molecular function: protein-malonyllysine demalonylase activity; protein-succinyllysine desuccinylase activity; NAD+ binding. The record is from RefSeq and is a predicted model, not a curated record.
GCAAGGGGCGGGGCAGGGGUGCGCCCGGUCCGCCCCCCUCCUCCCGUUCCCGCGGCGGCGCCGGGCCCCGGACCCGCAGCCCUCACCCGCGCAGAAUUAGUGCUGUAAACGAUCCUGAUGAGUCUUUUGAAGUUUUCAGCUAGAAGAGUAGUUUCUCGGUUGGGUGGAGAACUGAAGUUUCCGGCUUCUAAGAGAUUGAAGAUUUGCAUAGGAAUGGCCCGUCCCAGUUCAAAUAUGGCAGAUUUCCGAGAAGCCUUUGCAAAAGCCAAGCACGUCGCUAUUAUUACGGGGGCUGGGGUCAGUGCUGAGAGUGGAGUUCCAACUUUCAGGGGAGCAGGCGGAUACUGGAGAAAAUGGCAAGCCCAGGACCUGGCCACCCCCUUGGCCUUUGCCAAAAAUGCCUCCCGGGUGUGGGAGUUCUACCACUACCGGCGGGAGGUGAUGCUGAGCAAACACCCGAACCCGGCGCACCUGGCCAUCUCGGAGUGCGAGGCCCGGCUGGGCAAGCAGGGGCGGCGCGUCGUGGUCAUCACCCAGAACAUCGAUGAGCUGCACCGCAAGGCGGGCACCAAGAACCUCCUGGAAAUUCACGGGAGCUUAUUCAAAACCCGAUGCACCAGCUGUGGGAACGUGGCCGAAAAUUACAAAAGUCCAAUAUGCCCGGCUUUAGCAGGAAAAGGGGCUCCGGAACCUGAAAUUCAAGAUGCCAGGAUCCCAAUAGAAAACCUGCCUCGCUGUGAAGAAAAAGGUUGCAGUGGCCUGCUUCGACCCCACGUGGUGUGGUUUGGAGAGAAUCUGGAUCCUGACCUCCUGGAAGAGGUGGACAGAGAGCUCGCCCUGUGCGAUUUAUGUUUAGUGGUGGGAACCUCGUCGGUGGUCUAUCCUGCUGCGAUGUUCGCCCCCCAGGUGUCCGCUAGAGGUGUGCCAGUGGCCGAAUUUAACAUGGAAACGACACCCGCCACCGAUCGAUUCAGAUUUCACUUCCAAGGGCCUUGUGGAGCCACACUACCUGUAGCCCUGGCCCGGCACGAGACUGAAACAGUUUCUUGAACAUCGAUCCUGGGAUGGAGGAAAACAAAAAUUCCCCCCAAAUAGGCUUUAAGCUAUUAAGCAUCUGGGGGGAAAGAAAUAAUUACUUUAAGGUGAACUGACUGCUUCAGGAUUUGGAAUUAUAUUUAACGUAACGGUUUUAGGUUUCUCAGGACUGGAAAUUCUCCUGAUCAAAUUAUGUUUUAGGAUUUAGUCACAUCGAUGAUGACAGAGUGUCUGAGGAGGGGAAAACUGAAUUUUCCUCAGAGUUGUGAAAAAAUUAAUCUGUCACUUUUCUGUGGGUCUACAAUCUGAAACCAAAAGGGUGAUUGAGGUUGGAUUGUUGGGGUGAAAUUGUUUGAAGUCGAGUUGCUUUGUUUUUAUUUGGUUUUUUAAAAAGUCUGUCAGCCUUUUUAGGUAAUUCAUGAGAUAUCGUUUUGGCAGGGAUUGAGAAGAGGGUAUUCCUUGUUCCCAAUUAGCGCAAAAGUGCUUGACUGACGGAGAAAUAAACGCGGUGGACUCAGUGUGCCAUUUCCCAACUAGAGCUGCCUAUCCAAGGGAUGUUAAUGCAUUUGCAACGUUGUAUUGAGUGGUUUCUGGUCAGUGACAUCCUGUUGCUACCUCUGCAAGACAGGGAGCCUGCAUUCGGUUCAUCUUUCUCUUCUCAGGUGCUUCCUGUCCAAAAAAAGGAUAAAGCUUUUGGAAUAGCUUUUGGAACAGUGUCUAAGUCUCUCUCCACCUGACCUCUUGUGAGCAUUGUUUCAUGGAUCUGUGACUCACUUUCCUGCUUCAAACCAGGCACUGUCAGAAUUUAAGUGAAACCCUGAAGGGAUGAAAGACUGGUUCUGGGCAAACUUUGAUAAUUGAAGUUGAAUAAUGGGAUUUAUGAUUAUCGAUAAACUGGACUGGAUACAA